AAUGUCGCUUUAGGCGGGUCAAUUAUUUAUUUGUGAAAGGUUUUUGUCUUCCGACAUCGACGAUUUGAUUUAUUUGUAAAUAAUUUUCCAAAUUCGUAAGUGAUAAUACAUUGAAAAUGGCUCGUAAUAGCAACGAGAACGACGAGGACAGUAUUGAUCCUGCGUCCGUAACAUCUAAUGUGAAGCAUACCAUAAAACAGGAUGUUAUAAAAGAACUUCUGAACGGAUCCUUCCAAGACAAUAAGACAAAGUUGGGUAACGAUGCUCUGUCCUUGGUGGUGGAAGUGGCCAAGUGUUUGGUCACCGAAACCUGCUUGCGAGCGUCCACGCACGCUCUGCGCGAGAGCUGCGACAGAGUUGAUAUCGAACACAUUGAGAAGUGCCUGCCUCAGCUGAUGCUGGAUUUCCCCUAAAAGAAACCAACACAUCACAGCCCCCAGUAUUAUUUAUAAACAUGACAUACUCGGAUAUUCCAAAUAGUACAAGUAUUUAAAAUUAUUUAGUAGGUAGUACUUAUUGCUUGCUAUGACAAAAGCAGCUUUUGCCCAUUCCUACCUCCCUAGGUAUUAGCUUCAUGCGUCAUAUAAAAGACUCUAUUUUUUAAUAUUUUCAUGUAAACUGUUCACUAGAUGUAAAAAUUAUAAAGUUAUGUGUUAAUAAGAGUUAUCUAACGCUGUUGUUCAUUCAUUUGGUUGUUAAUUAUUGAUGAAAGCAAUAAAAUCUAUUUUAACCUAUAGUUAACUAUA
Spodoptera litura is the source of this 746-nucleotide messenger RNA. RefSeq names its product centromere protein X-like (gene MHF2). NCBI's taxonomy places the organism in Eukaryota, Metazoa, Arthropoda, Insecta, Lepidoptera, Noctuidae. Gene Ontology annotation, cellular component: Fanconi anaemia nuclear complex; FANCM-MHF complex. Gene Ontology annotation, biological process: resolution of meiotic recombination intermediates; replication fork processing; kinetochore assembly. Gene Ontology annotation, molecular function: protein heterodimerization activity. The record is from RefSeq and is a predicted model, not a curated record.